UUGGCGUUCGAAACAAAUUUUCUGCAAAAGCGCAAAUAAUCGUGUGCGCAUAUAUGUGUGCGUGUGUUUGGUGUGUUGUUUUAAAGAAAAUACCCAAAGAAAUACACAAAGAAACGAUUGCAGUUGAAGAGUGUUUGAAACGAAGAAAAAAAAUCUCUAAAAACGCAGCUGAUUUGUUGCAAGAAAAACCAACAAAAAAAAAUAUUUAUAGAAAUAAAUGUGCUUCAGAGUAGAUUUUCAUUGAUUCCAUUGUGUGUAUGCACGUAAACGCGAACCAUCUACGUCGAGGUGUCUGUGCAUGCUCGUACGUUAAUUCGGGUGCGUGUGUUUGUGUGUAUGGCGCGGAACGACGCUAAGUGGUUCCAUGCACUCGCAAUGGUGGCAGCGGCCACUUCGCCUAUAGAAUUUUAAUGUGUUCACUAAAUUUUUUAACGGUAAUGAAGUAGUGGCGAGGCGGUGGCGGUAGCGGCAAUGCUGCUUUAACGAAGAUAAAGAAAUAUAAGUUUGUGUGUGAAAUUUGCGAAAAAUCGCUGGUGUGAACGACCAGCAAGUGAAGUGGGAGUAGAAGUGUGAAGGAGGAAAGCUGGUGAAGGAUCUUACAAAAAGCUUUUAAGCAUUUGAUUUUUUCUAUUUUCAUGCUAGAGAAAGGAUACUUGAAAGAACAAACAAUGAAUGACGAAUAAAUGAAUAAAUGAAUAAGUGUUAAAAUGAAUGAAGGAGAGAGCAAUACAUAAAUAACAAUAUAAGAAAUGAACAAAUGUCAUUCAUUUUUAGUGAUAAAUUGCUAGCAGGGAGUGAAAAGAAGAAAAGAAAAAAAUGCGUUGCUAGAAGUGUUUCCUUGCAGUCCUUUCUAGUACUAAGCAUAACUAAGAACUAAGGAGAAGCAACGCAAAAUCAAAGUGGAAGGCGUAGUUGGUGUCUGAAGUAGAGACAUAAAGCGAGGUAUCAUUGAUGCUAAAUUAAAUUUAUACCGUCGAACUCAAGAACAAACGUUUUAUGUCCGCCCACUGUGGUUAGAACAAUAAGAAAACAAGCCGAAGGACGUCGAAAACAAAAUCAGCACGCCCGUUCGGAAGUAAACAAAGCAGGCAAAUGUAAAUGGAACAGUCACUGCCGCUGAGCAGAAAACAACGAGCGGACAAUCCACACCGGCAUUGGUGGGGGUAUUGGUGUUGGCAUUAUCGUUGUCGGCAACGAUAGCAUAGGGAGUGGGCGUGGGAGCAGGAGCGACAACCACGUAAAAGCAAAUGUGUAAUAAAUUGCAUGAAAAACUCAAUCAUUACGCCAGCAGCAGGGAGUUAAUUUAGUUAACGCUGCCAGCCAAUCUCCAGCGGCCCGCUGCCAGCAGCCAGCAGCCAGCAACUAAAUAUCUACUAGGUGGGUAACCAGCGAAGUCAACUUUUCAACUAAAGAACUGCUGGUUUGUAAUUUUGGGACUGAGAUUGAAGAACUUGCCCACACUGCUGUUCAUCACCAGCAACAUCAUCGCCAUCAACAUCAUCACCAAAUAGCAUUUGGAUUUGCAUUUGAACUCACAGCAUUGUGCAAACCACGUAAAAGUGGAAGAGGUGAAGGGAAGUGCAAAGCGACACUCUCUCUGUAACACUAAAGCAGUGGUGGUACCAGUAAGAAAGCUUUCACUAUAGUCGCCUUUGUAUCACUUAAAGUUGCCACCAUCGGAAUAGCAACAAAUCACUGUCAAAGGACUCAUUGUCAUAGUGCACAUCAGUCGGUUGAAGUUGCGUUCGUUCGGAGAGUGUAUUGGUGGUUUGUCGAUCUGACGCUUGGCAAGACGUAACAUUUUGUGACAGUACGCAUCUGGCCGUUUGCCGUUUAUCAUUCGUAGUUCACAAUCCGCAAAGACAUUUGUUCGGGCGUUGGGAUUGUGGGUGGGUGAUGCCAACCCACUGAGAGCGAAUUAUGAAGCACCAGGGUUCCAGUCAUUGCUGUUGCUGGUUCACACUUUGCUUGGUCGCUACGGGCAUUGUUCUUGUAUCACCAGAUAUACACACAACUUUUGCUGACAACUAUAAACAAGGGAAAACCAAAGGAACAACAGCAACAACAGGAACAGCAAUCGCAUUCAAAACGCUGGGAGCGAUGGGUUUUAUUGACGCCAACAGGUACAAUGCUAAUAAAAGGAACAACAAUAACGUCAGCAGCUACAAGUCGAGUAUGAUUGCCAGCAGCAACAAGAACAGGAACAGCGUCAACAGCAACACGACCAGCAUAAGAGUACCAAUCAAUGAGAUAUGGAGCCAGCUGGAAGAGCGGCAGAAACAUAUGGUUUCUACACCUCAAACGAUGACAAUAAUAGUCGAAAAACCCACAAUGGUAAAACACACAACAACAACAACAAAAGCAAUUACUGCACGUAAGCCAACUACUACAAUUACAAAAACAAGCACAACACCUAGUCAUAGUCCAAUAAAGAAGACGCCGCAUGACAGUGGAGCCAAUAUAAAUGUCAGCAACAUAGAGAAAAGCACAAUGAUAUAUAAGCAACAGCUUCAAAAUCAACAUGAGCAACAUCAGCAUUGGCAGCAUAGACACCAACAACAGAAACAAAAACAGCUAGCCGCACAUAGGCCACUAGCAGAGAUUGCGAGCAGUGCGGAUGGGAGAAAACCACAAUUGCACGUUGCCAAUACUUUGUUAGAUGGCAGAACAUCAACAUCAAUGAAUAUAGGGACGUUUGCAAGGGCCGAGGCGGCAGAAGUGGCAGCAACGUCACAAACGCAAAUAGCAAUCAGCAAUAAUAGGAACGGCAACAGCAACAGAGAUGUUGAUAGCAUUACAACGGCAAUAACUACAACAACAACAACACCAUUAACAACUACACAAAGCCAACAAUUUGAGCCAAUGCGCAUUUCUUAUUAUAUGAACGUCGCCAGCCAGUUGGAGCUGGAGCUCGAUCAAGCGACGGAAACGGAUGUGAAAGUGGCUAUGGCAAGGCAAGGGGAAACGGCAAUGGAAGUGGAAGUGGGUCGUCAACAUCAACACAAAUUUUCCUCUUCAUAUUUAGACGAAGACGACGCCGACGCCGACGACAACGAUGAUAAACACAAUUAUGCGCCACUCAAACGGUUGCCGACGCAGCGCAGCCGUUGGGCGCGCCAGGCGGAGGAGGAGGAGCCGGUAGAUAAAUGCCAACGAUUUGAAAAAGGUGACAAAGAAUUCUACAGUCCCGAUUAUCCAAACGAUUACCCAAAGAACAUCAACUGUACACGCGUGAUAGAAGCGCCGCAAGGACAGAUAAUCCGUUUAGAUUUUCGUAAUUCAUUCCACAUCGAAGCGAAAGAGGAAUGCAAAUUUGAUUUUCUCGAGAUACGCGAUGGCCAGUAUGGUUUCUCGAAUUUGCUUGGUAAAUUCUGUGGCACCGAUUUUCCGCCUGUAAUCACCUCGAAGGAACGUUACCUUUGGUUGCACUUUCAUUCGGAUGAGAGUAUCGAGUAUAGUGGCUUUACGGCGGUUUACGAAUUUAUCGAUCGCAGUAGAGAAGUACCCACUACGGAUUUGAAUUGCACAUUCGAUAAGGACGGUUUCGAAGGUUUCGUUAACUCAUCCGAUGUGCCCCCUAAUCUAAAAGCUAUUGCGAAUGAUAAUAAAAUAGCCUUGGACUGUAUGUGGCGCAUACAGGUACAGGAUAAUUGGAAGAUACAAGUGAAAUUCUUGGAAUUCAAAUUAAGCAAGCCCAAUGACUGUAUCGCGAAUUUCUUAGAUAUCUUCCCCGAACAAACCACCAUGCCCCUUAGAUUAAAAAACUUUUGCGGAUCUGCUGGUGAAGGCAUCACAUCCGAAUCGAAUGUAUUGCAUUUGCGUUUUUUUGCCGAAAAGGCGGCCAUCAAUUCAUCGUUUGCCAUUUUAUAUACCGCCUUUCGAGAACGUGGCUCUGGCUCUUGCAAUGACGAUGAGGAAUACGAUUGCGAGGAUGCCACUUGUAUUUCAAAGGACCUCAAGUGUAAUGGACGAGAUAAUUGUAAAUUUCGCUGGGACGAGGAGGACUGUAAAAAAGAAUCUGCAGAGCAAUCGGAACACAUGAUCAUUAUAAUGGUUGUCUUUGGGCUCAUCUUGGGCGGCAUGAUAAUCACAUUCCUAGUAAAUUGUAUACGAAAGAUAAUGCACGAUCAGAAGAUCAUACGGGAACACAUACGCCAAUCGAAGGAGAGUAAGCUGGAUGAAUUGGGCCGCAGUUCAAAGGCGCGCUCAAGGGACAACUUAUCCAGCACAAUGCCGAGACCCAAACACUCGCAGGCAUCCUUGCAAAUUCUUGACGACACAUCCAAUCGCUAUUAUCGUGAAUUGGUGCCUAUGACGCGCAGCGAUAGUAAACCUGACCUCAAGGAGCGUGAACAUAGCAUUCUUAGGCAUCGCAAUGACAUGGUUGUACAGACGAGCUUCUGCGGCGAUGAUGGCGAUGACAACAGUUCCGAAACGACUGCGGAGGCACAAGCGGCGGCAAAUGCCUGUGAUAUGGGCUGUCAAACGCGUGAAUCGCUCUUUGCCACGCCGUUGAUGCACCAAAGCUCAAUGGGUUCGCUGAAGGAUAAGGCUAGCCUACAUUCACGUUCACGUUUCUCUACAUUCGGCUAUGAAGCCUCGCAACCGACGCCACCCCCACUUCCAGCAGGCGGACGCAGCCAACUAACGGGUCUCAAUAUACGCGAUGCACAGGGCUAUAUCGAGAUGAGGGAACGACACCCUGCGCCGAAACCUUCCAUGCCACAUAUGCAUCGCAUGAAUGCUUUGCCACCUACUCCGCCCACGCCAGCGAUGCCGCCGGAGAUAUGUCACCAUCAUCAUCAACAUGGGCACACGCACGUACACCCUCAACAACAGCAACAGCUACAACAACAACUACGGCAGCAGCAACAACAACAAUCAAUGCCACAGCAAGAGCAAAGGCAACAGUUGUCAACGCAGCACUCCAAAGAAAGUGCAGCGGGUGGCAGGUCAACUGCGACAUCGACAGCGACGCCAGCUCAGGGAAAAGCCAAGCCAAAGCUGAGUCAAUCGACAGCUUACAUAGACAUUAGGAAUUCUGCGCCGGAUGUCAUCAUAAUGACAUCGCAUUGACAUUUAAGUAACUCGACGAAAAUCACGCCAUAUCCACAUGGGCGCACGCAACAGCAAAAACACAUUAACACACUUAACAGACUGCUACAAUGUGCUGGUGGUUCGGAAAAUGCAAGAGAGCAGCCAUUUAAGUGAAAUAUUCCAACAAAUAAGAAAAUCAGUUGGACCUACGCACACAAAAGCAUAUUUGUAUGUACUUAUACAUACACACGUAUAACCGUCAUUGUGGAUGCAACGUUUGAGAGACCAAUGUAAUCUGUAUAAAAUUAUUUAAAGUAAAUUUUUAUCUAAAGUAAGUGAUUAAAUACUUGAAACGGGCGGGUAGUGAAAAUAGACAAAGCUUUAAGCACGCAUAAUUAAGAACUUUCAUACUGAUUCAACAUAAUGAAAUAUAUUAAAUAGCAUAAAAUCUACAUAGAUACUCGUAUAAAGUUAACCAAUAGCGAAUUUUUGAAGAGAUUUUUGAAAGUACUUUUUGUGAGAAAAACAAACAUUUUAUAUAUGUACAAACAUAGCUAAUCAAAGCUCUGGUGUAAGCGCAGAAAUGAAGCACAAAACUUUUGCCGGCACUUUUUCAUAAUGAACGUUUUGAUAUAAACUUGAAGAUUUCAGUUUAAAUCUAGCAAAAAUAUAAAAUUAAACGAUAAUUGACGCAUAUAUGCAAAGCUUUAAUAGAAAACCCAGUAAACAUUGCAUAAAUUACUUGGGUCAUUUCAAAGGUAAACUCUUUUUUUUUUAAUUUUUCCAAAUUUCAUCAGCCACUUAUAAAUUAUGCAUCAGUACAGUCUGUGUCAGAAAAAAGGAAUCGCUAUUAUUCAUGAAGUAUAAGAGAUAUAUAUUUAAAAUUGUGUAUGUAGAAAACAGUGUGAAAAGUAUGUACAAAACUACGUGUCGCAAUUACUCAAUAAGCCGUGUUGUCUCCAUCGUUGUCGAGUAUAGCUUGGCAUCUUCUCGGCAAGCAUUAAAGCAGCUUUUCUGCGUAGCUCGCCGACAACGAAAACCAGAUUUUGCGAACUUGACGCACGAGUUGCUUUAAAUCGUGGACUGGCUUUCCGGCAAAAUGCGUUUUCAUAAUUCCCCACACAUUUUCAAUGGGGUUGGCAUCUGGGGACUGGGAAGGCCAGUCAAUUAACUGUGACGCCAUUUUAUUGUUUCUGAAUGGGUUUUCUGAGAGCACAAAACACUUUUUGAUAUUUUAAUCACUUUUGCAGCCGCGGUGUAAGAUAAAAAUACCGCCUCGAAACAGCGUACUUCUCACUCAUUUUUGUUUGGUUGCGUUUACGGCAAAGUUUCGAACGACACUAACCUGAGUUAGCACUAACGUCGUAGCUCUUGAGUGGGACUAUUACGCAGUAAAAAGUAGAACGAAAUAUACCUUGAAGUUACAAGAAAAAAACCGGUUAUUUUCUUCUGACACAGACUGUAUGUCAAGCUAAAAAAUGAUAUUAUACAUGUAUACAAGUAUGGUAAGCCAAAAUGUGCAGAGUUACGAAAUUGUAAGUUUUUCUCUUAGGGAAUUAUUGGCCCCGUAGUUAUAAAGAAGUUAAAAGCAAGCAUUAACUAUUAAAACCGGGUUUAGAAUUAAAAUGAGUCAAAUGAGUACAGGUUUUAUCUCUUAAAGGCGGUUUUAAGUUUAGAAAGAGUGGCCCACAGUUAUAGACUAGUUAGAGAUAGGUUUUUACAUUCACUACAUUAACUGUAUUUUAAUAUAAGCACUAUUUUUAGCGCUAAAAUAGUCAACUUGAAAGACGUUCUAUCUUUAAAUCAAUGUAAAUUUAAAAUUAGUUUUCAUCGAAAUUGAAAAACGUGCUUUUAAUCUGAAAAGUUUAAAACAAAAUUGAAAUAAAUACUUCGCAAUCAGAGAAUAAUUCGCGAUCUUGCGGUUUUGAAUGAUGCAAUCGUGUCUUGAAAGAGACAAACACACAAGGGGCGCUACGACAUUUUCCAAGUGAAAGAGGAGAAUUUUUACUAAAUUUUUAUUCGUCUUAAUUUCGGUACAUUUCAAUCAGAGCCUGUUGCCAUUAUCGUGAUUCUUUCUAGCAUCCAAGCUUAUUUUUUCUUGGUUAUCAUUACUGUAUCAUUUAUUUUGUUUUCAAUUUAUAUAAUCCCGUAGACAGACUUUAUCCAAGGGUGCUAGAUUACAAGAUUUGGUCAUCCGAAAUAAAAUUGUAAGAGUAACUUCGGUUACGAUGUCGUUGGGGGCUCGGCAGAAGAAUUGUGCCCACUCAUUUCACACGUAUUCUUACGCUCAUCCAAUCAACCAUAGCUCAGACGUCAUUGGGGAUUCGGCAGCAGAAUUGUGACCACUCAUUUCACACGUAUUCUUACGCUCAUCCAAUCCACCAUUGUUCAGACGGCAACAAAGUAAAGUUGCAUGAGCGUUGACCGCAUUGACUAUUUCUAUACCACCCAAUCUCAGUUCUUUCCUAUCUCUGUCGUAAACAAGAAAAUAUCAAAUCAGCUGAUUCCUUCAAAAUCGCUGGUAGUCCGCUAGCGUGUAUUGUGUAAAACGUCGUCAUCACAUAUCAGCUUGUGCCUCAAAAUAUUUUCUAUACAAUUUGAUGAUAUAUGUAUAUUAUUAAAAGGUCAUUCACUCUGUUUCACAAAGUCAUUAACUUUCGUGAGUCCAAACAGCUUGUCGAACGGUUUCAAUUAACUAGAUCAGCCCGAUCAGCCCGGUUGCCUUGUAUGUGAACGUCGGUUCUUCGUUUUUGUCGUUCGUUUUUGGAACGCUCUGCCAAAAAAGUUCAAAAUCUUCCGAAGUGCAUUGCGUUUUAAAAAUUAACUCCUAAAUUAUUUUGCCUACUGAGUUGCUAAUAUGCACGUAGUCAUGCAUAUGUAUAGUAUAUUUUCUUUUAAUGCUUCCUUGGGUAUUCUCCUUCUACAGGGUGGGCCAUAUAGCGUUUGCUUUUUGAACCACCUAUUUUUUUGAGAAUGGUGAUACAAAUGACAUGUCAAAUGUGUUAAUCAUUUACUUAAAGGUUUGACAUUUACGAAAUGGGACGCUCUACGCUUGAACAAAAUUGGGAAAUAUUGAAAACCUAUUUCCAAAGUGGUGAGUCGUCUUCUUCUUUUCUGAUUUUCACAUCGGUGGCUAUGUCAAUAAGCAAAAUUGUCGGAUUUGGGGUUCAGAAAAUCCACACGUAGAGGAGCAAAUGCAUCCACAACGAGUCACUGUUUGGUGCGGUUUUUGGUCUGGCGGCAUCAUCGGGCCAUUUUUUUUUCGAAAAUUAGCGAGGAGCCGCGGUUACAGUAAAUGGCGAAGAAAUUGAAGAGGAUGACAUGGACGACAUUUGGUUUUAACAGGACGGUGCAACUUGUCACACUGCCAAAGUUACACUCGAACUUUUGGCUACCGUUUUUGAAAACCGAAUAAUCAGCCGAAAUUCCGAUAUCAAUUGGCCGCCUCGGAGCUCUGAUUUAAGCCCGUUGGACUAUUUUUUGUGAGGAGGACAAAUGCUAUGCGAACCAUCCAGAGACGAUUGAUGUUUUAAAACACGAAAUCGAAGUUGUGAUUCAUUAAAUUGGAGCCCAAACAAUCGAAAAUGUGCUUAAAAAUUGGGUUGAUCGAAUGGUCUACUAUAAAGCCAGUCGUGGCAGUCAUUUGAACGAUAUUAUUUUUUAUUCAUAAAUGACAAUGUUCAAUCUUCAAAAUAAAAAAAAAAAAACUUGAAAAAAUAUUGAUUAGUUUUUUUUUAUAGCCGAUUCAAAAAGCAAAUUUUACAUGGCCCACCCUAUACAUUCACUUUUUUACAGCCUACUUUUCCCUUUGUCAAAUCCGUUUCCCUAAAACACAUCUAUUUUUAAUGUUAUUUUUAAGCUUUUAGAGUUAAGCUCAAAUAUUGUAAAAUAAAUUAGGGUUGUGUGUUUGAUUAAUAAAUAAGUGUACGUAAAAAUAAAAAUAUGUUGUUGGCCAGACCUUCUUAAUUGUUUUCACUAUUUACGUGACGUGUUCCUUUUAAUCGAAACGAUUUACGUUCAUGCAAUAAAUUUUACAAUAAAUUUACAAAAAUCAGUUGUCACAGGAUGAACUUGUUAAAAUACCCAUUAUUUCUUGUACUUACUUUUUUACAAUUUCGUAUUAAUAACACUUUUUUGUUUCUUGUUUUGGUGAGUGAGGUAGUGAUCAAAAUGCCUUCGCACUUACAGCGACUGAUGUUUACUACAUUCAGUGGUGCGACCACUAAAAUAAUCCCUUCUCCUCUUCUGGGGAAACUACCUUCCCGGGACUACUUUCUGCAGCACUUCGGGAGGGGUUUUAAAACCCUGUUUUGUCCCAAUCUAGCAAACACCUGCCUAUAAUAUAUCUAUGAUUGACUAAAACUUAAAGUCUACUCUAAACUUAGAUUCUAGUAGCUAUUAGUAACUUAGUAGUUUUUUUAACUUAGCCACGGGACAGUGAAUUUAAAGUGAUUUUAAACUCUUAAUAACAGUUUUUGAGAUGAUGUUUUGAUGUGCGAAAUGUAAAAUAUUGCAUCUUAUCUUUAAGGAAGUCUUAAGUUGACUUGUUUUAUUUUCCGAAAAGUUCGCAAAAUCUAUAAUAAUUUGCCAAAUUUUUCCUUCCGGAGCUACUACCACGUUUCCAGUUGCUCUGCCCAGCUUUUUGGUCUGCUCGAAGGGACUUCUUUGUCGCAAAUUUCAUCCUUUUUUACUAUUAUCUUAAUUUAGAUAUGUACGUUCUUCUAAAUAUGUCGUAUCCUGCUGCCAUCAUGCAUUCCCACUGGUCUGUAGUAGACCAGUUCACCUCACGGAAUCUUGUUUACUUACUUUUUGAUACUCCGUUUCCAUAUAUGUAAUCAAAAAUCACGGGAAUUAUAGAAAAAAGAUUGCGCAGAAGAACGCGGAACGUUGUACGUUACAAAGAUAAGGGAAACAUCAAAAUGUCAAUAUUGAAAUAUUGAAAUAUAUAUUAUAGUCCCUUCCAAUAUAUGAAAUAAUUAAUUAAACUCUAAAUUACUUAAAUAUUUUAUCAUAUUUUCUUUUUCUAGACCGGAUAUUUCUCUAUUUAACCUAUGAAUAACAAUAUGUAUUCGGAACCUAAAUAAUGAAUUUUUCAUUUUAAGAUCGCAGUAUAUGUAUUUUACUAGCAUCGUCAAUAUGUUUCUUUAAAAAAUCGUUAGUUAUAUUGAAAUCAUUACCUAUAUUAAAAACACUUUCCAAUUGCUUUCUCAUAAGUGCACUGGGAACAGAUUAUCCAACUUCGCAUAAAUGGUUAACCCAAGAAUAUGUUUGCUCAAAUUCACUUUCACUAUACCUCAGCAAACAAUGAUGAAACUGAACUAACGAAAUGAUGAUGAUCUAGCGAGACUUGGCUCCAAGUUUUCGGAUGAGUACACAGACAAUGACUCUGGCAUAUCUCAACAGACUCGUAAGCUACUUAUUUACUUUAAGAAAAUUGCAAUAGCAGCAAAUGCAAGAUGGCGUAAUGAACCCUUCUCCAGAAUCGCCCAACAUAUGUUACCGACUCUCAAUGCCAAAAACACAGAAUCUCUGCUAAGCCAAAAUAAACAUAGCACACUGAUUUCCUAAUGGACAGACACGCCCAGAGGAUGGGCGUGCAGGCACAUGACUUCUGCAGAAGCUGUCUAAAUGAAGAAAAAGAAGAGACGUUCUCGCAUCUUCUGUGCCAUUGUCCUGCUCUAACCAGACGUAGAUUCACUACUUGAGGUAGACAAUUUUUUAAUGAGUUGGAAGAUAUCAGUACUACGGAAAUCAGGGAUAUUCUAAUACUUUUGAAAUAUUCACAUUAGUUUUAGGAGAAAAAAUUAUAAGUUCCGCACGCAACAUCACACUGAUCUAUGAGCCUAAGUGUAUCCCAAGGUGGCCAACCGCUACAACCCAGCCUAACCUAACCUGUGACAAACAUACUCGAUCAGAUUUUCCAAACCAUCGCACUGCAUUUCAUCCAGAUCAGACUUCUGUUGGUUUCGGAGUUAUUGUUGGAGCUUUUGUGGAUUUUAAGUGCAACACAGUAAAUUUUGGAGUAUGUAUACGCAUUAAGUUUAAAUAAUUUUAAUAAUAUACCAGUGGGAGGUGGUUGAGAAAUUCCCAAAUCCAGAGUGCCAACAUCAAUGAAACCUUAUGAAACUGCAAACUGAGCCCUAUUUCGAUUGGUUUUGCCACAACUUGCUACAGCACACUAAAUUUUUUGUAUCGUCAAUAUUUAGUAAAACUUAAAAAUAAAUUUUUUUUUUAAUUAUUAUUAAAAUUUUUAUUCAGAAAACGCAUUCGCAAAAGUAAAUUCGAUUUAUUCCUCGUAUACACAGAAUGGAGUUUGUUAUUUAUGUUAGAUGUACUGAUGUCACGCGAGCAGUAAUUGAGAAAGGAAAAAAUAACGGACCUUUGUAAUGUACAAUCUUGUUUUCCAUCAUUCUUUCAGCCAGAGAACGUAAAUUCUCUGUUUAACCCAGAGGUCAUUGUCGUUAAAAGCUGAUUGAUGGGAUUUUUGUUAUUGACCAAAAUAUAAAAUCCGCUCUUAAGAUAAAGGUUUAUUUGAACUAAAAGAUGUUUUAAAUUACUACUAUAACUACGGGCCAUUGAAUUUACACUAUUAUAAAAUCUGUUAUAUAUAUUGUACAUACAUACAUACAUACAUACAUACACAAAAUCUUAAGCUAAUGUGUAAACCAAAAUAAUACUAAUUCAUAAUGAAAUAUGUAUGUAUGUAGUCAAUAAUAAAUGAGUUGUAAACAUUUAAAUAGAUAUGAAAAUGCACAUUCUUAAACGUACAUAAAAAGCGUAUCAUAAUCAUGUAUAUAAUACACACACAUACAUACUACAUGCAUAAAUAUAAAAUGUGUAUAUUGAGCGUUUGUUGA
Anastrepha ludens (Mexican fruit fly) is the source of this 11894-nucleotide messenger RNA. RefSeq lists its product as uncharacterized. The coding region runs from base 1921 to 5076 and encodes 1051 amino acids. The record is from RefSeq and is a predicted model, not a curated record. Lineage: Eukaryota; Metazoa; Arthropoda; Insecta; Diptera; Tephritidae. The transcript is spliced from 14 exons. Gene Ontology annotation, molecular function: protein binding.